Messenger RNA from Diversispora eburnea, 1038 nucleotides. NCBI's taxonomy places the organism in Eukaryota, Fungi, Glomeromycota, Glomeromycetes, Diversisporales, Diversisporaceae. The record is from the annotation of a GenBank genome assembly.
AUGUCGUCUCAAAAUCUUUCUUAUAAUACAUUAUUUAUUUCACCUCCCCUCUCUCCUCGUUAUAAUAAAGGUGGAAUCGAUAACUCACUUUGUGGCAAUACCCAAAAUUUACCUCACGAAGAACCCAACAAUUCUUCACAAAACUCAACAAUUACCACCAAUCCAAAGAUUAACAAUCAAACUCAGAAUAAACCAAAGUCCAUUUAUCGAUUUAGGUUAAGAGAUGCCCCAAAAGAAUUAUUAGAAUUAAUAAAUUUUUCUUCAAAAACAUUAUCAGGAAAUUCUUUCAAAACCUCCGUCAUUAUUGGUAAUACAAACUAUAUAAACGGACCUUUUUCGGCGGACACAACAGACACCAAUAAUGAUCGUGUGACGGUGGCCACACAAAAUUCAUUAAAUCUAAAUACUGACAACAAAAAAAUUAAUAAUUUCAAUAACACCGAUAAUAAAAUUUCCAAAAACGUUAUAGAAAAACGUCAAAGAGUUCGAAAGAACCCUUACCCCAAAAAAUCACCUUCAAAAAUUUCUCCCGGGAUCACUUGUUCCGUGGAUAUUUUCAAGGCGUAUAAAGAAAACCCCAAAUUUUAUUUGGACUCUAUUUAUCCAUUACCAAAAAAACAAGAUCCAUUGUUUUCUGACGAACUAUUUCCAUAUUCUGAUUCUGAAACAAAUAUAACUAAAAAACGAAAAAAUCGAAGCAAAUCAAGAAAACUUAUGGCAAAUAUUGAGAAAUUAAACCUCAAUAUGGAUAUAUUAAAUAAUAUUACACCUAAAAUUACUUGGAAAGGUCAACCACUUCCAAUCACACAUUUACCUUAUUAUGACUCUUUACACCCUAAAGAGGCAUUGGUUGCAUCAACGUUACGUUUGAAUCCCUUGCAAUAUUUAACAUCGAAAUAUACGCUUAUUUCAUCAGCUUUACGAUAUACCGAAAAAUCAUUACCAUUUCGUAAGAGCGAUGCACAAAAAUUGCUCAGAAUUGAUGUAAAUAAAGCAUCUAAAUUAUGGGAAUUUUUCUCUCAAAUCAAAUGGUUUUAG